Messenger RNA from Solanum dulcamara, 2281 nucleotides. RefSeq lists its product as uncharacterized. Lineage: Eukaryota; Viridiplantae; Streptophyta; Magnoliopsida; Solanales; Solanaceae. Gene Ontology annotation, molecular function: DNA binding. The coding region runs from base 273 to 2042 and encodes 589 amino acids. The transcript is spliced from 11 exons. The record is from RefSeq and is a predicted model, not a curated record.
UGAUAUUACUGGCACUUUUGUUCUUCUCUACACAGUCUUCUCUGCUACUGAUGCCAGGAGAAAUGCCAGAGACUCCCAUGUCCCUGUUUUGGCUCCUCUCCCAAUUGUAUUUGCAGUGUUCUUGGUUCAUUUGGACACUAUCCCUAUUAUAGGCACUGCAUUAACCCUGCUAGAAGCCUAGGUGCUACCAUUGUCAACAACAGAGAACAUGCAUGGAUGACCAUUGAAGUGGGUCUCUGGUAAUUCAAUUUCAAAAAACUCAUCUGCUAGAAAUGGCGAAGAAGAGGGGCAAGGAGAUUUUCAACAAAGAAGAAAUGGCAGAAGAUUGGUGUUUUGAAUGUAAAGAUGGAGGAGAGCUCGUGAUUUGUGACUAUGGGAAAUGUUUGAAAGCUUAUCACCCUGCAUGUGUGGAGAAAGAUGACUCAGUUUGGACAAGUGAUAAACGUUGGAUAUGUGGACGGCAUACAUGCUUAAUUUGCCAUGGAAGUUCAUAUUAUCAAUGUUAUUGUUGCAAUAGAGCUGCAUGCUCUCGCUGCAUUGGUCAAAUCGAUUUUGUCCAUCAUAAAGGGAAGUAUGGAUUCUGCAAUAACUGCCUAAAGCUCGCAUUGCUUGUGGAAGAAGACAGGAAUAUUGAUUCUGAUGGGGAAAGUGUAGACCUCAGGGAUCGGGAAACAUAUGAGGGCCUUUUCAGGGAGUGUUACGAGAUAUUAAAGGAAAAAGAAAAAAUUGACAAAAAUAUUCUUCUUGCUGGUAAGGCCCAACUAGACAAGGAGAAGAUUUGUCAAAAUCGCUCUUAUUCAGAUAAACGUGGUGAGAAAGAGGAUGAGCAGCUUUCGUCAGACAAUGAAGAUUUCAGUGAUGGAGAACCUCUGAUGAAAAAGCUUAAAAUGAAAAGACAUACACAGAUGAAAACAAAGAUCCAAAGAAAAGUCGAUUCAAAGAAAAAAGAAUUUGUUGGAUGGGGAUCAAAAGCUCUAAUUGACUUUCUUCAGUUUAUUGGUCAAGAUACCAGACAAAAAAUAUCCCAAUAUGAUGUGUCAUCGAUAGUAAUUAAAUAUAUAAAAGAACAUAACCUUAUCGAUCCCGUUAAAAAGACAAGGAUCCUUUGUGAUGUUCACUUAGAAGCUGUUUUUGGGAAGAAAGUGGUAAACAGACGCAGAAUAUUAAGCCUCCUUGAAAGACAUAUUGUUGAUAAUGAGGAACGAUUACAAAAUGAUGAGCUUGAUCAUGAUCUUGAAGACGAUGACACAGAAAUAUUGGUGGCGCCUAAAACUGGGGAAAAGGUUGAACAACACAAGGUAUCCUCAAUUGGGUAUUCAACUGCAUCACAAAGUCAAUUUGCAGCCUUGAUUCCUGAAAAUAUCAAACUCAUUUACCUGAAGAGGAGCUUGGUACUGGAGAUGAUCAAGCAGCCUGAGUCAAUUGAAACCAAGAUUAUAGGAAGUUUUGUUCGGGUCAAGUUAGAUCCACGUGAUUCUGUGCAGCGUAACUCUCAUCAGCUUGUGCAAAUUACAGGAGUGUUUUCAGGGAUCAAGCAUGGAUCAAGCGAUGAGUGCAACAACGAGAGUUUAAUUCAAGUUUCAAAUAUGGCCGGAGAUGUUUGCUUGACCAUGCUUUCAGAUGCUGAGAUUUCUGAAGAAGAAUGUGAUUUUAUGAGAGAGCAGGUGAAAGCAGGCCUGCUUAAAAAGCUAACAAUUGUGGAGCUUGAACAGAAAGCUAAAAUCCUUCAUGAAGACAUCACAAAGCACGGGAUUGCUCAAGAGUUGAAAUUGUUGAAGAUACGCAUUGAUGUGGCAAAUGAAAAAGGAUGGAAAAGUGAGCUUGUCCAGCAUAGGGAGAGAAUGCAGCUCCUACAGCAACAAUGGUACCUGUCAUUUAAGCUGUUGAAUAUUCCUGGAGUGAUUCCAGAGGAAGUAGAGCUUGAAAGUCUGGCUAAAUAUGAGAGGGUUGGCAGUAAGAGGCAUCAAUGCGAAGAUGAGACAACUACUACUGGAGUUGUCAAAUGUGAACAGAAAGCUGGAGCAUCUUGCUCAGGUAGUUAGUAGAUGUAAUGAUGCUAUGUGCAACUCCCUAUCCAACGGAGGGAAGAUGCUUCUAUCAGUUUACCUUGGUAUUUUGAUUUUAGUUGCUAAGAUUGUUCAGUUCUAGCUUUGCGAUUUAUAUUAUAGCAGUUGACUUUUUUUCGGACCGCUCUAGUUGUUACAAGAAAAACCUGGUGAAGUCAUUUUGAAGUUGCAUUUGCUCUUACCCUAUAUCAUGAUUCAUGAGAAUUGAUCAAGGA